Messenger RNA from Eupeodes corollae, 2138 nucleotides. RefSeq names its product tribbles. The coding region runs from base 468 to 1784 and encodes 438 amino acids. NCBI's taxonomy places the organism in Eukaryota, Metazoa, Arthropoda, Insecta, Diptera, Syrphidae. Gene Ontology annotation, molecular function: mitogen-activated protein kinase kinase binding; ATP binding; protein kinase activity. Gene Ontology annotation, biological process: protein phosphorylation; regulation of MAP kinase activity; positive regulation of proteasomal ubiquitin-dependent protein catabolic process. Gene Ontology annotation, cellular component: nucleus. The transcript is spliced from 2 exons. The record is from RefSeq and is a predicted model, not a curated record.
UAAAACACACAAAAGUACAACGCCAAAAGAGCCACAGCAGCAGCGGCACGGCACGGCAGUGGAUAGAGUUGAAAUUUGAAAUUUCAUUCGCAACGAAUAUCAGUUGAAUACGUCGAAGCAAACAACGUGGACGUGUCUGUUCUCUGUGAUAAAUGUUGCUUCCAUUAUAAUUUCGUUUUGUUAAUAUUUAAGUUUUAUUCUUUCUUUUAAUUUAUUUUCAAAAUUAAUAUUUAUCGUUAUUUUCUUCCGUCAUCGUUUUUUGAAUUCAAGCUAAAAUAACAAACGCGUCCCACGUCAAAAAAUACCAAACGAAAAUGAAUUAAUAAAUUUAUUUUUAAAAAGUGAGUGCGAACUAAAAAGAAAAAUCAAAAGCAAUUCCUUGAUAAUUUAACUGAAUUAAGUGCUGUGCAAUUUAAGAGAAAAAUAUAUUUAAAAAAAAAUAAGUAAUUUUUUAAAAUAAACAAAAAAUGGAUACAACUACUGCAAAUCCCACCUCAAACGGAUAUACCACCGACUCUACACCUGAUAGUAACAAAUGUAUUACCGUCGUUCCUGAUACCAGUAGUGCGUCCUCUGAAGUGACACGAAGUCCUACGAACCCCUCUGUUCCGGAAAAUGCUUCUGCAGGACAGAACAACCUUUCAACACCAAAGAAGUUCAUUUUGGACGCUUUGACUCGCAAAAAGCUCUACUCGCCUGGUGGCUGUGAUAUUCGCUCCUUGCACAUUCGCUCGGAGCCCGGAAGCCUGAAUCUCCUCAAGGAUCGGUAUCUUCUGUCAACGGAAAGAACAACAGUUCCCACCGAUUCCAAAUCAAGUUACAAACACUUCGUCGAUCUCUCAAGCUCAAACCUAAAAUGCGUGGACAUUUACUCCGAAGAGCAGUACCUCUGCAAAAUAAUCAACGAACCUCUACACAAAGUUCAAAUGGCCUACUUUAAGCUGAAACAGGAUAACUGCCAAAGUGACAUUUACGAGCAUCAGCUAGUGCGCUCGGUCCGCGAUGUCAUACCAAUGUCCAGAAAUCGCACCUACGCAAUCGUCCCGCAAUGUGCCGAAAUCUACGAGGAUUUGCACACGUACAUUCGGAAUAAGCGCAGACUUCCAGAAUCAGAAGCCCGAUCGCUAUUCCAUCAAAUCUGUCAGACUGUACAGGUCUGCCAUCGCAAUGGGAUUAUAUUAAGAGACUUAAAGCUGAAGCGAUUUUACUUCAUCGAUGCCGAGAGAACAAAAAUACAAUAUGAAUCACUGGAAGGUUCAAUGAUCCUCGACGAUCCUGACGAUGAUACACUGUACGACAAAAUUGGAUGUCCAUUGUAUACGGCUCCUGAACUUCUCUGCCCGAAUUCCACCUAUGCUGGCAAGCCUGCUGAUAUGUGGUCCUUAGGAGUCAUUCUCUACACAAUGCUCGUUGGCCAAUAUCCAUUCUACGAAAAGGGAGGCUGCAAUCUCAUUACAAUCAUCCGACACUGCCAGGUGCAGAUACCUACAGCACUAAGCAAACCAGUGCGUUGGUUGCUGCGCAACUUGCUGCGACGUAUCCCUGACGAAAGACUACGAGCUGAGCAUAUAUUUCUGCAUCCCUGGUUGGAGGAACUAAAACCGGCUUUCAUGCAUGUCACUGUUGAUGCAGUAUUUUCGGAUAGUGAAAGUGAGGGAGGCAAGCGUAGGAACGAUGACGAUGAUAAGAGUGAGCAACAACCUAAGACAAAACGAGUUAAGAUCGACUUCUUUGAUGACUUCUCAACGGACUUUGCCAUCGACGAUGAUGGCGAAAUGGGAUGAUUGUGUUAUAAAUUGUUAAAUUUGUUAUCGAGUCCCAUGGACUCAAGAAGAAAAAUAUCAAAUGAGGCGUGCGGCAACUUGCGCUUUAGACUUUUGUUGACUUUGUCGUGUCACAAACAUGAGCCUGCUUUGAUGCUGUUGGCCAUUUGGAGCAAAAGAUGAACACAGCGGAACCCUGCUUAUGAAUUAUCUUCGAGAAAAUUUUAGUAAUUUUUCCUGCAAUGGUCCUCCGAUGACUACAAGAGAUAAAUGAGUAGGAAGGCGGCGAGUGAUUGGUCGCAUUUGUUGAAUUUUAUUAUCUAAAACUUGAGUUUUAUUUUUUUUAUUAAAUUUGUAAUUUGUUAAAAAGAAAAA